UUUCCCAUUUAUUGUCAGUAUGACAUCACUGUAUGUCCUUAUUGUUCUGUUUUGAUUGACAGAUCUCUCCUAUGAGAAAGCCACCAGUAAGACUGUCCUCGUAGGAGAGAAUGUGACCAUCGGCUGUAGCUAUCCAAACUCCCACAGGAGUGAUCCCAAGUUUUUCUGCAAGAUGUUGCACAGUGGUGUUUGUACUUAUAAAACAUCGGUUAAAGAAAGUAGAACAGCUGUAAGAGAGGAGAAAAUCUCUCUGAACGAUGACAGAGCAAAGCAAGUGUUCACUGUGAGCAUAAUGCAUGUGACCGAGCGGGACUCGGGGGAAUAUUGGUGUGGAGUUGAAGCAGGGGAAUCUGAAGAUGGAUACAAGGUCUACAUCAUGCGCAUCGACAUGACGUUCACCGAUCCAAAUGUUAGAGUUUCACAACGACCUUCAUCCUUGUCAUCAUCAUCAACAAGCACGCAUCGAAUUCCCACAAAUUCAAGCAAAUCUUCAACAUCUCAUCCUGUACCAACUUCUCUUCUGACUGGAUCUCCAGUUUUCAUCACUGUUUCUGUCAUUCUGGCCGUGCUUCUGGUUCUUCUGAUCGCAUUCCUCACUGGGAUUUUCUGGAGGAGGAUGGAUCCUAUUCUCUCAGUUCCAAGAACCAUCCAUGAGGUUCCCUCUGCUGACAUCAGACGCCUUUCUAACACCCUUUACUCCACUGAUCAUUUACCCACAAUCCCUGCUGAUUCUUCACAUGCUGUUUACGCUAACAUUGGAUUACCCACAAUUCCCACAGAUGCUGUUUAUGCUACAACACAACUGCCAUCAGAUGGUCCUGAUCAGUAUGUCUGUUCCACGACUUAGUUACCCAAAAU
Messenger RNA from Ictalurus furcatus (blue catfish), 858 nucleotides. Its product is annotated as CMRF35-like molecule 6. The transcript has 5 exons. The record is from RefSeq and is a predicted model, not a curated record. NCBI's taxonomy places the organism in Eukaryota, Metazoa, Chordata, Actinopteri, Siluriformes, Ictaluridae. Gene Ontology annotation, cellular component: plasma membrane. Gene Ontology annotation, molecular function: transmembrane signaling receptor activity. Bases 173 to 847 code for a protein of 224 amino acids.